AUGAAGGUAAGCUUGAUUCAAAUUGCAAUAACUGCCUUGAUGGCCAGUGAAAUAAAUGCACACCCAACAAAGGAAUUAGAAAGAAGAGAUUUAAUCUCAAGUGUCGAUAAUAUUGUUAAUUCAGCUAUUAAUGAUGGUAAAGCUAGCGAAAAUAAGGCUAAGAGUGCCAUUAGUGAAAUUUUUGACAAGAUAAACAACGGUGUCAAACAAGAUAUUGAGGACUUGAAACAGGUAGGUAAGUCUAUUGCUGACUUGCUUAAGUCUGUUGUACCUACAGAAGAUUUAUCAACUCCAGAGGGUGUUCAAGAAUAUUUAGGUCAACUUUUUCAAAAUAGUAAAGAUAUAUUCAAGGAUUCUAUUGAUAUGGUGGCACAUGGGUUGAAGCCAGGUAGUAUUGCAGGCAAUAUCGAUGGCUUCUCUGACGAGGUCAAUUCCUCGGACAAUGAGAAUACUAAGGAACCAGAGAAAUCUGUUUAUCCUCAAGCUGAAUCUGGUGACCCAUCUUAUUCUUUUUCUGAAAAGCAACUACGUUCUGCUAUUCAAAUUCCUGAGGAAUACCAGUAUGGAAAUGGCUCUAAAAAUCCAGUUGUCUUGGUUCCUGGUACCGGAAGUAAAGGGGGUAUGACAUAUGCUUCCAACUAUGCCAAAUUGUUUAAGGACACUGACUAUGCUGAUCCUGUAUGGUUAAAUAUUCCCGGUUAUUUGUUAGAUGAUGCUCAAAACAAUGCUGAGUAUGUUGCAUAUGCCAUUAACUAUAUAUCUGGAAUUUCAAAUAAUAAAAAUGUGAGUAUUAUUUCUUGGUCGCAAGGUGGGCUUGACACUCAAUGGGCUUUGAAAUACUGGAUAUCUACUCGUUCAAAGGUAAGCAACUUUAUCCCUAUUAGUCCAGAUUUCAAAGGAACCAAAAUGGUUCCUGUUAUUUGUCCAUUUUUCCCGAAGUUAGAUUGUCCUCCUUCCGUUUUGCAACAAGAUUUUAACUCCACUUUUAUUCAAGUUUUGCGUGCGGAUGGUGGAGAUUCAGCCUAUGUUCCAACAACUUCUAUAUACUCUGGAUUUGAUGAAAUUGUUCAGCCACAAUCUGGAAACGGUGCUUCUGCAAUUUUAAAUGAUGAUCGUAAUGUUGGUGUUACAAAUAACGAAGUUCAAACUAUAUGUCCAAAUAAACCUGCUGGAAAAUAUUAUACCCAUGAAGGUUCUCUUUAUAAUCCCGUUGGUUAUGCUUUGGCCGUAGAUGCUUUGACUCAUGACGGUCCAGGUCAGUUAAGCAGAAUCGAUUUAGAUACCGAAUGUGGAAAAAUCGUACCAGAAGGAUUAACCUACACUGAUCUUCUUGCUACCGAAGCAUUGAUUCCUGAAGCUCUUGCUUUGAUUAUAGGUUACGACAAUAAGACUCGUGAAGAGCCAGCUAUAAGGUCUUACGCUCAGUAA
Molecule: messenger RNA, 1428 nt
Organism: Debaryomyces fabryi
Lineage: Eukaryota; Fungi; Ascomycota; Pichiomycetes; Serinales; Debaryomycetaceae
Product: esterase/lipase family protein
Exons: 1
Coding region: 1-1428 (475 amino acids)
Source: RefSeq, a predicted model, not a curated record